AUGCCGAAAGGACAACAAAGAAAAAUUAAAGGUGCAAUAUGUAACGUACCAGUUGAAUGUAGUAAAACAUGCGAUGUUCUUCCCAGGCCACCUUACAGAUCUGGGAUAAUUUUACUUAAAUUAAAAAGGAAACUUCAAUUCAGAGGUCAUGUUUACUUUCAAGCAGUUCGCCCUCAGUUUGUAAUUAGUGCAUUAAACUGGCUUAUAGCAAACAAUCCGUUAUAUAGAAACAUUGAAGUUCAAUGUGAAAACAUCAGCUCAGAGUUGACUAAUUUGAACUGUCCUGCUGCAGAAGUAGAAAGUAUAGACGAGCAUUUGCAAACUAAUGUAAAUAGAGAACUUCUUAAUGAAGAUGCUGAAGAACAAGAUGAUCCAUUAAAUGGACACCGUUCAGCUGCAAUUGAAACCUGUCUUCAAUCCAUCUUGCCAAAUUAUCCUGUAAACGUGGACAAUAGAAACUGUGAUAGGCCUAAUUCAACAGGUAGAGAAAUUUUCAACAUUGCACCAGGUGAAGGUAAACACCCAGUAUCAUUGAUGACUGACAAACUUUGUGAGGAACUUUCAUUUCCAGUACUCUUUCCAAAAGGACGAUUUGGAUACACCUUUGAACAAGACAUAAAAUUACCUCCGAUAAAAAAUUUCAAUGCUCGCCUCUUGCAUUAUAGUGGGAAAUUUGCAACCAAUCCAGAGUAUCUAUUCUUUGCACAAUUCAUUAUGGAACAGAAAAACAUCCAUGAUAGCAUAAAUAUAGCUCUUAAAAAAAUACAUGGGCAGUUAGUCACAGCAUCACAAUUGAAAUCAAACAGUCAAGCCUUUCAAAAUCUUCUUUUUCAAGAUCAAGCAUAUUUGUUUUUACGGCAAAUUCCUGGCUCACCUCCUUACUAG
Molecule: messenger RNA, 885 nt
Organism: Paramuricea clavata
Lineage: Eukaryota; Metazoa; Cnidaria; Anthozoa; Malacalcyonacea; Plexauridae
Source: the annotation of a GenBank genome assembly